GGUGCCAUAAUUAUCUGUUUAAUUUACAUAUAUUUUGCACUUUCUACCUUAUCGUUAUUUACUUUUAAGAACUCGUUUUAGUAAAUGCAUCUGCCUUAGUACAAUAUAUACUAUACGAAUGUUCAUCUUUAUGUUACUUUUGAAAGAUAUAUUUAACGCACACCAUCAGUUGGUUGGUAAGAGCAGCGGUGCGAACAGCACAACAUACAACAAACGGAGCAAUGUCUUUGCUUGAACUUUUCGGUUUAUCAAUUUUGAUUUACUACGUAAUCUACGUACUCUGCUGGCUUUUGCUCGACUGCAAUGUCCGUCUGUGGUGGAAGAUAAGAUUCGGUGUAUCCAUAUCAACACUGAGAGGACAGGUGGUGUGGAUAACAGGAGCCUCAAGCGGUAUUGGACGGGCUUUAGCGGUGCAAUUGGCUCAGCAUGGUGUAAGAUUGGCGAUUUCAGCUAGGCGAGAAGCUCUGUUGGAGGAGGUGAAAGAAGAAUGCUUGGCCAAAGCGAAAGGACUUUUGGCUUCUAAAGAUGUCUUGGUGCUGCCAAUGGACAUGCUAAAAUUGAAAGAUCACAAGAAAUGUCUGGAUGAAGUUCUCAAUCAUUUUGGAAAAUUAAAUAUUGUGGUCAAUAACGCGGGUCGUUCUCAAAGAGCUAGUUGGGAAGAUAUCAGUGUAGAAGUGGAUAGAGAACUCUUUGAACUGGACGUCUUCUCGGUAUUACAUCUUUCACGUUUGGCGGUACGUUACUUUGUCGAACAAGCUGGGGGACAAGGACAUUUGGCCUGCACAUCAAGCAUUGCCGGCAUGACAGCAGUACCAUUUUCGGCAAGUUACUGUGGCGCCAAGCAUGCGCUAAAUGCAUACUUCUCAUGCUUAGCCAUAGAGCAUUCUUCCUUAAAUAUAACACUGUUCAAUCCAGGUCCUGUGGCUACAGAUUUCUUACAAGAAGCCUUUACAGGUCAACCCAAUGAGAAAGUUGGUCAAAGCACACGCGACCAGAAACGACUUAGCGCAGAAAGGACUGGUUUUCUGUUUGCCACUGCUAUAGCUAAUAAACUGGAGAUGGUGUGGUGCGCUUUGUUCCCAGUUAAUUUUUUGGCAUACGCUUAUCAGUAUGCGGGAUUAAGGCUCAUCUUGCGCUAUGCCAUGUCUCGUAAAACUUUAAGUAAGAUAAGAGAAGGCAAACUGUAAAUAGGAUUUUAAGAUUACAAUUUUUGUAGCUUUCUGAUAAUUUAGCAUUUAAACAGUUUUGUUUUUAAACUGAAAAAGACUACAACCUAUACAACUAAAAUAAAAUUAGUUUUUAUGUACUAUAAA
Messenger RNA from Stomoxys calcitrans (stable fly), 1313 nucleotides. RefSeq names its product dehydrogenase/reductase SDR family member 7. Bases 222 to 1187 code for a protein of 321 amino acids. Gene Ontology annotation, molecular function: oxidoreductase activity. The record is from RefSeq and is a predicted model, not a curated record. The transcript has a single exon. Lineage: Eukaryota; Metazoa; Arthropoda; Insecta; Diptera; Muscidae.